This is a messenger RNA of Aspergillus ochraceoroseus IBT 24754, 1132 nucleotides long. Its product is annotated as MAM33 family protein. Lineage: Eukaryota; Fungi; Ascomycota; Eurotiomycetes; Eurotiales; Aspergillaceae. The coding region runs from base 9 to 938 and encodes 309 amino acids. The record is from RefSeq and is a predicted model, not a curated record. Gene Ontology annotation, biological process: cytosolic ribosome assembly. The transcript is spliced from 5 exons. Gene Ontology annotation, cellular component: mitochondrial matrix.
CACUGAAUAUGUUUUCCGUACGCGCGCUUGCCCGUUCGGUGCCUCGCACUCUCUCUCGCUCACUUGCGAUCUCCUCCCGAUCCGCUCUGCUCCGACCUGUUCCCGCCCCAAAGAAUGUUUUGCUCCAAACCUCUUUGAAGCAAGCUCUCCAGCCCUCAUGCGCCGCAUUUUCAACAUGCAAGGCUGUCAAGCAAGCUGAAGGUGAUAUUGAGCUUGUUGCCAAGCUUGAGGAUGAGCUGAAGCAUGAGAAGGCUUCCGGUCUUGAGGACUUGGAUAGCUCUGUCCAGAACAUUCAGUAUGUUCUUCAGAACAACUCCUGGGAGGUCAAAGAUGUUCCUGGAGAGCAGGAAGUUGUCCUGACUAAGAAAUUCGGCGGCGAAGAGAUCCGCCUUACUUUCACCGUUGCAGACCUCCAGAACUUGAGCGAACAGGAAGACUUUGAGGGUGCUCUUGCUGAUGACCUGGACUUCCAAGGCCAUCAGCCUGUUAACCAGGGCCGCACCGGUGGAAAUAUCGCUCAGCACCCCGAGGACCGUGUUUCUCCUGCAGACCGCGAAUUUGAGGAUGUGGAUCGGGAUUUGGAGCCUAGCUUCCCCGCCCGUGUCAAUGUUACCAUUGAGAAGCCUGGAAACGGUUCUCUUCUGAUCCAGACUAUCGCUCAGGACGGUCUGUUCCAGAUUGAGGAAGUCUCCUACUUCUCCAAGCCUGACCUGGCUCAUGCUCUUACUGCCGAGAAGGACUGGGCUAGGCAAAGCUUGUACGCCGGCCCUCCCUUCGAGAACCUUGAUGAGGAUCUACAGUCUUUCCUCGAGCGUUAUCUUGAGGAGAGAGGUAUCAAUGCAGAGCUUGCGAACAUGAUCCCUGAUUACAUUCAGGUCAAGGAGCAGAAGGAAUAUGUCCGCUGGCUCGAGAGUGUCAAGAACUUCAUUUCCGCAUAAAUCUGCGGGAUUGACAGUUAAUUUUUUUUUUCUUGAGCCUUCCACCCCACGACCCCUGCCCGAAUCCCAUCUCAUAGUCUGUUCCUUAUAGUUUUGUUCUUUUGGGGGGUGGGAAAUUGAGGAGUUUUAGUGAGAGUCUUUGCUCUACUAUAUGAUUCCAAACUCCGUGCUAUGACAGGUGGAUGGGGUUGUUA